UGGAAUUUAAAUGUGUGUGACUCAUGGGGAAUACUGAAGGUCAAAGCAGGUUCAUGGAAACUGUUCCAGGAAGCUUGGUUUUGAAAUCAUCCUACUGUAUGUUUGAUGUUACCCAAGCUGAUAAUCUUGUUACUUAGUAUAACCGGAGUUAAUCUUUUUACUCUAAUAUUAGUCAUUUUACAUUAGCCAUAUUUUCAGUCACAGAAAACUGAAAGACUUGAGAAACAUGUUCACAAAAAAACAAAACUAUUUGAGGAAUGACAAACAGUAAACUAUUAGGACCGUCUCCUCCCACUCGGCUGAAUCAGUAGAUAGUGUCUGACGCAGAGCAGGAAUUCAGUUUCAAGCCUGGACAGGAAACACACACACAGUAUACACACACCCUAUGCACACAGCCUCACGGUCCAAUGCUCACACCAGUGUAGAAUGGACUUCCAGUACAGUAGCCUGCUUGAUCAUGUGAACCAGCUAUCUAGAUGGCUAGUUAAUCCUGAUAAUGAACAACUAGCCUAUAGCAAGUCUAUAGAAACACUAGUGGACUUUGAGUUAUACAGGGAUAAUAAUAACAACAAUGUGGAGGAGACAGGAGAAAGACCGGACCAAUACACUGGCUGGGAUUCUCUUCUGUCUGACGGUAGGACUGUCUCUCCAGGACAAUGAGGAGGAAGUCAACAAGACAAAAAUAACCGCCGUAGCUGUGUUGGACCCAAGGACGUUCAAUGGCAGGAGAGUUCAGACCAACUGUACGGCUGAGGCUGGGCCCCCCAGCUUGGUCCACCUGUCCCCUGGGCUGGAUGUGAGGCUGGAGGACCCUGCAGUAGCCUACACCACAGGGCUCCUCAGCACCCGGCUCAUCCCCUCAGCCUACCUCCUGGCCAUGGCAGUGGGCAUCCCCUCCAACGCUUAUAUCCUGGCCUUCCUGAGGCUCCGGGCCAGGUCUUUCUCCACGGCUGUCCUCUACCUUAGCCUGGCCCUCUCUGACCUACUCCUCCUGCUCUCCCUGGCCCUCCGAGUCCACUACCACCUAAAUGGAAACAACUGGGUGUUCGGCGAAGCUGCCUGCCGUGUCGUCACCGCUUGUUUCUAUGGCAAUGUCUACUGCUCUGCCCACACCAUCGCUUGUGUCAGCCUCAAGCGGUACCUGGCUGUGGUGAGGCCCUUCCUAUACAGGCGGCUGCCCAAGACGGCCUGGGCGCUGGGGGCAAGCCUGGGGGUGUGGGGCCUGUUUGGGGUGGCUGUGAUGCCUGAGCUCCUGGUGAGACAGAGCUUCCUGCUGCCUCGUCUGGGAUUCACCACCUGCCAUGACAUACUGCCCCUGGAGGACUCCCCCCACGCACUGCUGGUGCCCUACAGGUUGGCACUGGUCUGUUUAGGGUUACUCGUGCCCUUUGUGGUCUGUGCCUGGACCCAUGUGGCGGUGGUGCAGCAUCUGGGUCGCUCGGGCCUUGACUGGACACCCUUCAUCAGGAAAUGGCAAUAUCACAGUCUGCCAAUAUGGACAGCCCCAUCAAGAGGAUCCUCCUGGAUUAUGUAUUUUGGGAGAGAGUGGUAAGCAGCCUGAAACCUAUAGCAGUAGCCAUUGCACGGAUUGAGGGAGACAAUGCCAUCCUGUCUGAUGUUCAAACUCUGCUUGCAGAUCUAAGAGAAGAAAUCCAACAUAUCUCAUCGUCCACCUGGUGGAAGGGACUUUGUGCAUCUGAGGCUCUUUCCUUUGUUGCCUCCAUCCUCCAAAUCCCACCAACAUCAGCUGCCUCAGAGUGCAACUGGUCCUUGUAUGGGAACACACACACCAAAGCACAUAACAGGCUGACCAAUACAAGGGUUGGAAAAUUGGUGGCCACCUGGGGGAAAAAAUUGGGUUUUUUGAGCCUGACAAGGGGCCAUCCUCCUCAACAAGGUUGGAAAGUGACAGUGAAGAUGAGGCCUCAGAGUAUGAUGUUCAAGAGGUGGGCAUUGAGGAGGUCCAGAGAGAAGACAUGGAAGCCUGAGAGGAAGACAACCAAAGCUUUAGUUUCUAGACUAUCAUUUUCCAGAUAUAUAUUGAAUAUUUUGGGGGGAGAUACGAAGGAUCAUUGGGGAUCACUCAAUAUUCCCUUUCCUUUGUUGUUCAGUGAAAUCAUCCCAUGUGAAGUCAACUAAUUAAAGUUCAAUUAGUAACUAAAUUGUUUUUUUGUGUGUUUUUUUCCCACAUUUCCAUUGGAAGGAUUUAAUAAUUUGCAAUUAUGUCUACUUAUGAUCAGGUAAAAGGUUUAUGUUUCUGUCUCCAUAUGAUAUGGUAAAUAAAUCCAAUGCAAAAAAACAACUUUAUGUAUUAAUUUGCAUAUAUAUUCCCAUUAAUUCCCACGGAAAGUUUCCACCUCUGAAUAGUCCCAAAAAUGUGCAACCAUAUAUUUAACAUAAUGUGGGAAGUGGUCAGUGGGGAACUAUGGAAAACUAAUGUCACAUAGUUUUUUAUUUUGUGAUGUUAUUAAAAACUGUAAGGACCAAAUACUGUAACUUGGAAAGGAUACCCCCUUUAUCUGUCAAGUUUGUACCCAAUAUGUUGUGAAUACAAUAUGAAAAGUAUUGAAGCUGUGUGUUUAGGAAUGUGAUUUUAGUUUUCUAAUGAUAGUUUUUGAUGUUUUGCACAUUAAAUAGCCAGGCCCCGUCAGAGAGCUUGUCAGUAUGACAGAACGCCCCUUUUGACCAAGAGUGCGUAAAGGAUUGGAAGAGGAAUCAACCCUUAAACCAGGAAACGUGAGGCUGGUAUCUUCAUGUUGGAAAUGGUUGAAACUUUGAACCUCAACACGAGGUGAAGAAAUUAACACCAUCCUUUGGACCAGAGAGACGAAAAGCAGCAGCUCAUGUCAAUCGUGGUUCGAAU
Messenger RNA from Oncorhynchus keta (chum salmon), 2863 nucleotides. RefSeq names its product proteinase-activated receptor 3-like. Lineage: Eukaryota; Metazoa; Chordata; Actinopteri; Salmoniformes; Salmonidae. The record is from RefSeq and is a predicted model, not a curated record. Bases 572 to 1552 code for a protein of 326 amino acids. Gene Ontology annotation, biological process: positive regulation of Rho protein signal transduction; blood coagulation; phospholipase C-activating G protein-coupled receptor signaling pathway. Gene Ontology annotation, molecular function: thrombin-activated receptor activity. The transcript has 3 exons. Gene Ontology annotation, cellular component: membrane.